Messenger RNA from Gilbertella persicaria, 1762 nucleotides. RefSeq lists its product as uncharacterized. Gene Ontology annotation, molecular function: DNA-binding transcription activator activity, RNA polymerase II-specific; transcription cis-regulatory region binding. The record is from RefSeq and is a predicted model, not a curated record. NCBI's taxonomy places the organism in Eukaryota, Fungi, Mucoromycota, Mucoromycetes, Mucorales, Choanephoraceae. The coding region runs from base 311 to 1456 and encodes 381 amino acids. Gene Ontology annotation, cellular component: RNA polymerase II transcription regulator complex. The transcript is spliced from 4 exons.
UUUUUUUGGUUGCUCCUAACGUAUUUAUCUGUCUGGCAUCUCUUUCACAUGAACAAAUAAUACACUACCAAGCUGUCUAUUUACAUAAGCAUGUUCUGCUAAAAAGACACUGGAUCCAUCGAAUCAAAGAAAGGGAAUGUUUACACAUCAAGUAGCUUGAUCCAAUAAAAAUACACGAUUACUUUACGUGAGAAGAAGGAACAAGUGACUCGCUUUGUAUUUGUCAUAAAAGGGCGGCCAUUGAAAGGAUUUCCCAAUCAACAAGCAAGUGUUUCUCUUCCCUUUUUUUUUCCUUAUCUAAACACAAAACAUGAAUACCAAUUUAGCAGACAUUGUUGAAAAGAUUGCAAGUCAAGGAAAGAAUCCUGAUGUCUCCUUUUUAAAAGAUAAUCCAGAAGCUCAAACAAUGCUUCUUUUAGCCCUUUUAUCUAGCUCCAAUACUACUAACAAUAAUGAUAAGACCAAUAAUCAGCAAACCAACAAUAAUAAUCUCCCUACGCCAGUUACUUCUCCUACAUCAGAAAAUACUGAAAAAAGAAAGUUUGAUACACUUGUAAAUAUAUCUCCUUCUCCUUCUUCUAGCCCUACAAGCUUAUCCAAUAGUUCUAAACCAAAGCGAGUAGGUAGAAAACUAGUGACAAGUGAAGAAGAAGAUUCUGAUAACCCUAAAUCUAAAAGAAAAGCACAAAACCGAGCUGCACAAAGAGCUUUCAGAGAAAGAAAAGAAAAUCAUGUUCGAGUGUUGGAAGAAAGAGUCAAGGAUCUUGAAAAACAGCUUGAUUUACAAAACAAUACAUCUUUAGUUGUAGAAAACGAGCAACUGAAGAAUAUUGUGAAGCGUCUAAAAGAUGAGAAUGCUCGACUUUUGGGCCACACAGCCUCUUUUGACCUUCCACUAUCAAGCCAGACACAAGAUGGCGCAAGGCCGCAGAAAAUUGUUCGAUCUUCUUUUUCAUCCAAUAAUAAUUCGGAUGCAUCACCUGUGUCUCAUUUCGAUAGUCUAAGUAGCAAUUAUUCUACUAGUUCUAGAUCAAAUACACCACCUCCUUCUAGGCAACUUACCAUUGAUGAUAUUCUCGGUGUAGAUCAAUCUAGUCUGCCUUCCAAUGCCUUGAUUGAUCACUCUGAACUCUUGGGCUUAUCUGGUGAUCAACUCAAGAGUAGUGAUUAUAGUACUCAAUUGGACGACAUUCUCAAUCAACACAGAUUUCCUUUUACCACAGAUCCUUCUCAGUUUGAUUUCUUCUAUCCACUUCAUACUCAAGAUGCAUUGGAACCCACACCAGAAAAGAAGAACAUAGCUCAAACUUGGGACAAAAUCUCUGAACAUCCUCGCUUUGGUGAAUUUGACAUGGAUUCACUUUGUGAUGAAAUGAAAAAGAAGGCUACUUGUGAAGAAUACGAUCAUGAUAAAGAAUUGGAGAAAUUAGUGAAUGAAAUUUAUCCUGUUGAAUAAAGUAAAAGUAGAAAUACAUUUAUGAACUCAUCAAUGAAAUUCCCAUAAAGAUACAGGCAAGCGAUACAUAAGGACUCAGUCGUUCGCCUACUCGAGCUGCCUUCCAAAAUAAACCAAGCACACUAAAAGAAAAAAAAAAUUCAGCAAAAGUUGAAAUGUGUUUCAACUUACCCAGUCUUGUUCUUGUUCAACAAAGAAGGUGCUUGAGCUUUUACAUAUGUACAAGUGCAGAUCAAGAGUAAAAUAACAAGAAGUAACGAUUGAAAGUUGAAGAUGGCAGACAUUGUGUUGUAUACGCGUAGAAUA